Messenger RNA from Polypterus senegalus (gray bichir), 1891 nucleotides. Its product is annotated as oocyte zinc finger protein XlCOF19-like. NCBI's taxonomy places the organism in Eukaryota, Metazoa, Chordata, Cladistia, Polypteriformes, Polypteridae. Bases 341 to 1285 code for a protein of 314 amino acids. The transcript is spliced from 4 exons. The record is from RefSeq and is a predicted model, not a curated record.
UCAUUUUCAGCGACGGAAGCUGAAGCCACGCUGCACGAGAAGCGAACUCCAACUAUAAGCAUUGAACUCUGGUGUAGUGAACGGUUGAUGCGGUCGCUCACACUAGUUACUUCGAGUGCAGUUGCCGGAGAAACAAAUCCCCGCAAGAUGAAAGCAGGAAUGUAAUGACCUCUCAGUCUGCAACACUCUGCUAAGCUUCGCCUUCACGGUGGCAUGGAGUAGCCUAAGAGGUGACGUUUUAUUGUCUUGGCUACCGAGCGUGACUUGUCGUAAUCCUCUUUGGUGGAACCCAGACUGGCUCAGAGACAAAGAAAAAGCUGCAGUUUACUGUAACGUCCAGAUGGAUUUGAACAAGGAGAUACGCAAGGCUUACACAAAUAGCAUAGAGAUAAGGACCAUAAAUGUUAAGGAGGAAGACUGUGAAUGGAUGUCUGUCUACCCUAAACAGGAGUGUCUGGGCAUUAAGGAUGAAGAGGGUGAAAUGGGGUCAAUGAGCAUUAAAGAAGAGACUGAAGGAAAGUCUGUCAGCAUGGAGGCACACAAAAGUAAAAGUGUGAAGAGUGUCAAGGAAGAAGAACUUCAUUAUGGGUGUCAAGAUGAAUUGAUCACCAAGUUAGUCUCUUCUCAAAGUAGACACUGCUCAUCUGUCAAUGUGAAGUCUGAAUCCUUACUGUCUGACACAAAGGGAAUUAAUGAAAAUACAACUGUUGGAGCUCAAGAAGAUCAGUCACCACAUACAAAUCAGUCUGGUGAAAGAUAUAAACCUCACAGCUGUUCUGAAUGUGGCAAACUAUUUUGUCACAAGAACUCUCUUCUGAGGCACAAAACAAUUCAUACAGGAGAGAAGCCGCACUGCUGUUUGGAAUGUGGCAAACAAUUCCGUGAGAGUAGUAAACUUCAGUGUCACAAAAAAAUUCACACUGGAGAUAAGCCACACUGCUGUUUGGAAUGUGGCAAACGAUUCAGUGAGAGUAGUAAACUUCAGUGUCACAAAAGAAUUCACACUGGAGAGAAGCCAUACUGCUGUUUGGAAUGUGGGAAAUGUUUUCGUUACAGUGGUCAUCUUCGGUGCCACAAACGAAUUCACACGGGAGAAAAGCAAUUUAGCUGUUUAGAAUGUGGCCGGAAAUUCUAUGACGAGAAGAGUCUUCAGAGUCACAAAAGAGUUCACACUGGAGAGAAGCCAUAUUGUUGUUCUGAAUGUGGGAAAUGGUUUCGUUACAGUAGUCAACUUAACUGCCACAAAAAAAUUCAUACAGGAGAGAAAAGCUAUUCAGCUGUUUAGAAUGUGGCCAGCAAUUCUAUAACAAGAGAAGUCUUCAAAGUCACAAAAGAGUUCACACUGGAGAGAAGCAUUAUUAAUAACAUUAAUUAAAAAAUUAACAGGACUAGGAAAGUCCACUGGUCGAGUGACGAUAAAGAGGAGAUCAUGUCCUGCUACUUUUAUGCAACAAACCCUGAAUUUCCAACAAAGGGAUAUGCAAGGAGGAAUCGCAUAAAACUACAAUCCAGAAAUAAAAUCGCAAGUUCCUAGUUGAGUAAUAUAACAGAUGCAAAUUUAAGAUCUGUAAUUGGAAUAAUUAAAGAAAGAAGGCAAAUAACUGAGGAGAAAUUAGACUAUCUCCAAAUAAGAACAAAGAAGAGGUCAUACAUGAAAAAACUCAAAUCCAGCAGGUAUGAGAACAGAAAGGGAGAAGACCUGGGAUAAUGAGAAGAGGAGGGAUCUUGUAUGUUGUCAAAAUUUAUGCCAGCUUGAAAACAUCAGCAGGAAAAUUAAGCAAAAAAGUGGAAAUGGACAUACAGUGGAUCCUCAGGUCACUACCAUAAUUUGUUCCAAAACUCUGGUCGUGACCCGAAGUAAUUUCCUCCAUAGGACUGUAUGUAAAUACAA